Molecule: messenger RNA, 3474 nt
Organism: Anguilla rostrata (American eel)
Lineage: Eukaryota; Metazoa; Chordata; Actinopteri; Anguilliformes; Anguillidae
Product: WD repeat-containing protein 20-like
Exons: 4
Coding region: 37-1902 (621 amino acids)
Molecular function (GO): protein binding
Source: RefSeq, a predicted model, not a curated record
GCCCUGUGAGUAAGAUCCGGGCUCAGGGCAGGAUGAAUGCUAAUUUCCAAGAUGGCGGCGGAGGGAGGAGGGAAGGAGAUGAACGAAAUUAAAACUCAGUUCACCACUCGGGAAGGCGUCUAUAAACUCCUCACUCACUCCGAAUACAGCCGCCCCAACAGGGUGCCUUUCAAUUCCCAGGGCUCCAACCCGGUCAAAGUUUCCUUCGUCAACGUCAACGACCAGUCUGGCAACGGCGACAGAAUUUGUUUCAAUGUGGGCCGGGAGCUAUACUUUUAUAUCUACAAAGGCGUCAGAAAGGCUGCCGACCUGAGCAAGCCCAUCGACAAGCGGAUAUACAAGGGAACGCAGCCCACCUGCCACGACUUCAACCACCUGACGGCCACGGCCGAGAGCGUGUCCCUGCUGGUGGGCUUCUCCGCCGGCCAGGUGCAGCUCAUCGACCCCAUCAAGAAGGAGACCAGCAAGCUCUUCAAUGAAGAGAGGCUAAUAGACAAGUCGCGGGUCACCUGCGUGAAGUGGGUGCCGGGCUCGGAGAGCCUCUUCCUGGUGGCGCACUCGAGCGGGAGCAUGUACCUGUACAACGUGGAGCACGCCUGCGGCGCCGCCGCGCCGCACUACCAGCUGCUCAAGCAGGGCGAGGGCUACGCCGUGCACACGUGCAAGAGCAAGUCGGCGCGCAACCCGCUCCUCCGGUGGACGGUGGGCGAGGGGGCGCUCCACGAGUUCGCCUUCUCGCCCGACGGCAAGUUCCUGGCCUGCGCCAGCCAGGACGGCUUCCUGCGCGUCUUCAACUUCGACGCCGUGGAGCUCCACGGGACCAUGAAGAGCUACUUCGGCGGGCUGCUGUGCGCCUGCUGGAGCCCCGACGGGCGCUACAUCGUGGCGGGCGGCGAGGACGACCUGGUGACGGUCUGGUCCUUCUCGGACUGCCGGGUGAUCGCGCGCGGCCACGGCCACAAGUCCUGGGUGAGCGUGGUGGCCUUCGACCACUACACCACCAGCGUGGAGGAGAGCGAGCCGGCCGAGUUCAGCGGCAGCGACGAGGACUUCCAGGAGCAGGGCCAGGGCCAGGGCCAGGGCCAGGGCCAGGGCCAGGCGGGCCGCGAGCGGGCCAACAGCACGCAGUCGCGGCUCUCCAAGCGCAACUCCACCGACAGCCGGCCGGUGAGCGUCACGUACCGCUUCGGCUCGGUGGGCCAGGACACGCAGCUGUGCCUCUGGGACCUGACCGAGGACAUCCUGUUCCCCCACCUCCCGCUCUCGCGCACGCGCACGCACACCAACGUCAUGAACGCCACCACCAGCCCCGGCGCCAACGGCAACCCCGUUGCCGGCACGGGCGUGGGGGGCGUGGUUGUGGGCGUGGGCGCGGGCACGGGCGUGGCCCCCGCCAACUCCCUCCCGACGCCGCUGCCCCGCUCCAACAGCCUGCCGCACUCGGCGCCCGCCGCCGCCGUCGUCGGCGCCAACAGCAAGGCGGGCGGCGGCGGCGGCGUCGUCGUCGACGGCGCCGUCGCCACCGGCGUCAGCAAGUUCGCCACGCUCUCGCUGCACGACCGCAAGGAGCGGCACCACGAGAAGGACCACAAGCGCAACCACAGCAUGGGCCACAUCAGCAGCAAGAGCAGCGACAAGCUCAACCUGCUGGCCAAGGGCAAAACGGACCCCGCCAAGACGCUGGGCACCGCGCUCUGCCCCCGCAUGGAGGACGUGCCCUUGCUGGAGCCGCUCAUAUGUAAAAAGAUUGCGCACGAGAGACUCACUGUGUUGAUCUUCCUGGAGGACUGCAUAGUCACAGCCUGCCAGGAGGGCUUUAUUUGCACAUGGGCGAGGCCUGGCAAAGUGGGUUUGCUGUCAUCCCAAAACCAAGCCAACUCUCCCAGCGGGACUGUAGUAUAGCCACCGUACUUCUGCUGCUAAGCGAAACCCCCCCCCCCCCCACCAACGGUCACGGAGACGCAGCGACGUCGCCGGAGCCCCGGCUCCCCUCCGCCGCACCCGCGCCGCGACACCCUUUUUUUCUUUUCUUCCUUUUGCGUUCUGUAGUUCUGACCCCGACCCCCGACCAGCCCUGCCCAGGCUCCGCCCCCCCACACACAAACGCCUCCUUACGCGUGCUGACACUAGCAGAUGCAAAAACAAAUGGGUGAGGUGCAAUUGUGUAAUGACUGCUGUGUGGGUUUCAAGGUGGGGGGUAGGGUGAGGGGGGGGGUAGGGGGAUGGGGGAGUGUUUGGUGGGAGAUUUGGGGGGGGGGGGGUGAUGGGUUAGGAUUUUAUAUUUGUUUUUCCAUCACCCCAGGCCCUUCCUUUUCUCAGACACUUCCACAUUUGUGUACCCCCCCCCCCUCCCAAAACAAUAACAAAAGAACUUUGGUCUGAGUGAGCAGUCAAGGAUCAAUCCAGCCCAACAGCUUUCCCCAUCUGCAUUUGCCAUCUCAAUAGGUGGUAUGAACCAGCCAGGCCACCAUAGUAAAGAGAGGUGGAAAACAAACAUUCUGCUGUCAUAGAAAAAAAAACUUUCCUAGGUUGAACCUUUUUUUUAAUUUAAAUUAGAAUAUCACAGUUGAGUAUUUUGCACUGAUUUUGUUUUUGUUUUUUUUUCUUUUUGUUAUUGCUGUUCGUUUUGUUUUAUAAUUAAGAUGGAACAACUUGGGUUACGGCAAGUCAUGUGUUGGCUUGGAAUUUUGAAUCUGAGAGCUGGAAGCUGCAAUCAUGGUUUUAUAAAGAAAAAGAGAAAAAAUUGUUUGCACUUAAUAGUUUGUUAGAACAGAAUGGCUUUACAAUUUUUUGGGUGAGCAAAGACUCCAGACAGCUAUAAGGUGGAUAAAAUAUUAAAGAAUUAAAACCUUUGUAUCUAUUGAACAUUUAUUUUAAUAUUGUUUCAGAUUAAAAUUGGCUCUGUAUAUUAUGUAUAAAUAUUGUAAUUCAAGUGAUUGAUGGGGCAGAAAUGAUCAUUACACUAGUGGAAGUUCAUCUUCAUUAAAGAAAAAAAAAUAGUGAUAUUUCUAAUGCAGACAAAUAUAUACAUAUUAAUAAUAUUAAAACGAAUCUUGAAUAUGCAGGUUUUUGUUUUUUCUUUUCUGUUGUAUAAAAGAGAUCAUUCAAAUGUAUUUUCUUAAAUGUUGGUAUAGGAGACAUCUUUGUAUCAAACGCUCUUAUCUCCAAAAAUGAAGCUGAAACGCUUACUUUAUUGUUACAGAUUCAUUAAAUGUAUAGAAGGCCAGCGGAGGGCGACAGGCGAACUCAGCAUUUAUUCGAAGCUCAGGAAGUCUACGGCAGACUACGAAAAAAAAAAAACAAAGGAAAAAAUAUGAAACUAAAAAAAAAAAAAAAAAAAAAAAUUAAGAUCUUGCUUAACAUCAGCAAUGCUAUUCUAUGUAACGUUAAGUAGCAGCCGCAAGGAACAAAUAGGUCCAAGGUCCCGCGAAGGGGCCUUCUUCCGUAUGACACUAUUAAAACAGUUUUCAUGUA